GAUACUUGGAGGCAUCUGACAACACUAAACUGGAAACGUGGAGUCGCAGUGUGUACAGUAGGUGGUGCUUGAGUCAAUAAAUAGGCUUAUAAAUAGGAAAUCCUCUCUAAAUUGACUGGUCGUAGACAAUACACCAUAAAGGAAUACACGGGCGGAGAAGAUUUGACAAAAUGUGGAAUAGGAUAUUUUUUUGUGGACUGGUUGUCUGUCUCAUCAGCCUCACUGACCAGACUCAGGGCCAGAAAACAACUUUAGUUGUUCAAGGGACAGAUUGCACACAGAUCAAAACUCUCUCCCCUCGAGCCACCAGUGGAGUGUAUGUCAUUCAGCCUGCGGGAGUCAGAUCCCCCUUUAAGGUGUAUUGUGAGAUGCUGGCAGACGGAGGCUGGACAGUCUUUCAAAGGCGCACCGGGGCAGAGGUUCUUUUCAACAGGAAGUGGGCAGUGUACAAACAAGGCUUUGGGAAUCUACGGAAGGACCACUGGCUGGGUCUGAGUAAGGUGUUUGCUCUAACAAAGGGCAGGGAGCGGAGCUCGACCAUGCGGGUCGACCUAUGGGACUUUGAAGGGGGCACUGCCUUCGCUGAGUACAGUGACUUCCGUCUGGGCACGGAGAAGGAGGCCUAUAAGCUGAACGUUGGAGCCUACAGGGGCAAUGCAGGUGAUGCCAUCCGUGGGAAAUACGCCGGCAUUGACCAGAAUGGCUUUGGCUUCAGCACAACCGACAAGGACAACGACGGCUGCUCACCCUGCAUCUUUGGAGACAUCGCCGAGAACACGUGCAGCUUCUCGGAGGGAGGAGGAGGGUGGUGGUACAGUCGCUGUGGCUCUGCCAGCCUGAACGGAGACUGGCACCCCACCGGCGAACACAUCGGCUGGGCCUCCGGCCUCCACUGGGAGACCUGGAAAGGACCUGCCCCAUACUCGGCCCGAGCGAGCCGCAUGAUGAUUAAAUCUGUGUGAGGCCACGUCUCAAUACAUCUGAAAUGGUUUCCUAGGCCUAUGUCUCCUUUGCUUUAUGACCACCGGUCUGAGCCACAUUAGUGGGCAUGAGUAAAGGAAACCAUUGAAAUAACAGGAACACAUACAGCUAUGUGUUCCAUGGAGUGAUGCCUGCAUAUCGUGCCAUAUUGCUUUGCUUGAAUGGUCUGUUUAUUUGGAUCUGUUGUGCAAUAAACACACUAUUUGUUUAUCCCA
Molecule: messenger RNA, 1196 nt
Organism: Oncorhynchus tshawytscha (Chinook salmon)
Lineage: Eukaryota; Metazoa; Chordata; Actinopteri; Salmoniformes; Salmonidae
Product: angiopoietin-4
Exons: 7
Coding region: 171-962 (263 amino acids)
Biological process (GO): Tie signaling pathway; angiogenesis
Molecular function (GO): receptor tyrosine kinase binding
Source: RefSeq, a predicted model, not a curated record